AUGAUGUGGACAACCUUUUUUUAUUAUUAUUUCAGCUGCACUAAUGGAAAGAUUGCUUCUAGCUGUCAGUUAUGUGAUGGCUACUGUUACAAUGGUGGAGUGUGUCAACUGGACCCAGAGACAAACAUACCUGUCUGUCUAUGCUCUGUGGGGUUUAAAAGUCAGCGCUGUGACCAGAAAGUGAACCCUUGUGAUUACUACUGUCAGAAUGAGGGAAUUUGCACUUUAACUGCGUUUAAUGAGCCGAGAUGCAAAUGUUCAGCCAACUGGUCAGGCACUCAGUGUGAGAGGCCAGCUCCCAAGAGCAGCAAGUCUGACAAUAUCAGUACAAGAAGCAUUGCAAUUGUUGUUCCUCUUGUUCUCUUGGUGACUUUGAUCACUACUCUGGUAAUUGGUCUACUACUUUGUAAAAGAAAACGAAGGACAAAAACUAUCCGAAGACAACCAAUGAUAAAUGGAGGAAUGAAUGUAGAAAUUGGUAAUCCCUCAUACAAUAUGUAUGAGGUGGGCCAUGAACAUAAUGAAAGCGGACUUUUAGAUCCAGAUUUCACAGUAAACCCAGAAAAGGCCAGGUAUAUAGGGGGAGGGUCCACAGCAUUCAAGCUUCCCCACACAGCACCACCAAUCUACCUAAACUCUGAUUUGAAAGGACCGCUCUCUGCAGGGCCGACAAAUUACUCCAAUCCAGUGUAUGCAAAGUUAUACAUGGAUGGGCAAAACUGUCGAAACUCAUUAGCAAGUGUUGAUGAAAGAAAAGAACUCCUUCCAAAGAAAAUAGAUAUCGGGAUAAGGGAGACUGUGGCAUAAUCCUCUGUUACCUUUUAUACUCUGUAUAAAUGUAUAAAAUAUAAGGAUUACUUUUCUAUGUACCCAACAGUAUUAUAAUUGUUUUGGCAUCAGCAUUACCUCUGGUAUUUUUUUUUUUGUUUGGUUGAUUGUUUUCUGGAUUUUUCUUUUGCUGAUGACUUUUGACUGACCAUUUGUAAGGUAUUUUUAUGAAAAAGAAACUGCACUACAGUACAAUUUACAACAAUGCUGCUGAUACACCUUUGAAAUUUGUUAAAAUUAAAAACAACAUUUGUUUGUAGUGUGAAUAUGAGCAAUCUAUUUUGUAUGAACUUUUUUGGUUCAACUUAAUCAAUGAAGAUGAUAUCUGCACCUUUUGAUUAUAUAGCCUGAAACCUGUAGUACAGCGUGUAAUUUUGUUUGUUUAAACAGUGAAAGAAUGAUUAAAAGGUCUACUCUCUUUGUGCCCAUUAGAAUUUCAUCUCAGAUUCUGUUAAAAGUAGAUAACUUUUCUUCACACCUGAGACAUAACUUGUUUUUAAGAUUAGCUUUCAGUUGCCAAGAAUUAAGCAAGAUUAUCAAAACAUCUGCAUGAACACAAAUGAGUGUUUCAGAAAUUCAGCGAUUGUACAUGAUAUACUAAACAUAUAUACCAUGUAAACAUACUUGUAUUGAGUAAAACAUCAUAGACCAUAGUAGAAAUACUUCUUGAAAGUAGAAAGACUUUAUUUGCUGUGGGACAAGGCCUGUGAUCUUCAGCAGUCCUGUAGUACAGUAGCCACCCUAGAGCACAAGAGGGCAUUGCCUACACAUGUAUUAUAUGUUUAUUCACUCAAUCACGUGCCACAUUGUAUAUGAUCAGUUCCCCAUCGCACACCAAGCAGUUGAACAAAAAUGAAAUGUAAGCACACACAUUGAUAACAGUAUUCUGAUUUACCAAGUUAGAAAAAAAAAAUCUUUGGCCAGAGAUAUUAAAGGAUCCAAGAGAUGGCAGUUUAUAUUAAUGAUGGUAGUCUGUGAUACCACUGAUCAAUAUUCUAUAUUAUUGAAACGUAUUUCAGACCAAUUGUGAAUUAAUUUUAAUACUUUGGGUUAAAUGUCAAAACCCCAUUAUCAAGAAUGGAGAGUAUCAAUGUAAUUGGUUUCCAGUACUUCCUCUAGUACUGGUUUAUUUUAUGUAGUUGUUAAGAAUAAAAACAAAACAAAAUUAAUUCCACUUGCCUUUUUGAAUUUUCACAGAAAUAAGGAGUACAAUUGCUUUAAGUUCUAAAAAGAGUUGAAAUAUUUUAUACAGAACUAUAAAGGCACAAAAUACUUAUUUACACAGACAUCGCGGAGGGCUUUUUGUUCCUCUGUGGGACAAGUUUGACUUUUUCCUGUCAUAUUAACCGAAAAGAUUAAAUAUGUUUGUGGUUGCUCUUUAUUCCCUUUGUACAAGUAUUACAAAAAUAACUACUGUUUUAUAAAAGAUUUUUGUUGUACUAUGUGCAUGCAUACUACCUAUUUCUAAAUUUUGCCAUAUUGAGGCCUUUAUAAACUUUUGAUUUAUGUAAUACUAGUGCAGGUUUGCUUGGAAAAUGUUAUGCAUAUCAUAAACUUUUUCAGGUUCUUGUUUAAGUACAUUUUUUAAAUUGAACAGUAUUUUUC
Messenger RNA from Pelodiscus sinensis (Chinese soft-shelled turtle), 2433 nucleotides. NCBI's taxonomy places the organism in Eukaryota, Metazoa, Chordata, Testudines, Trionychidae. The record is from RefSeq and is a predicted model, not a curated record.